AUGGAAAAAACCGAUCCCAAGGUCUCCGAUUCCGACGAUGCUCGUUCUCCUUCAGAGAAUGAGAAACAUGUCGAAAGCGGUGUUCCCGUUGAUGUCAUCGCCGUGCCAGAUCCAGAUGAAGGUCUGAGUGAAGAAGAGCGAAAGCGUAUUGACCGCAAACUGCUCUGGAAACUCGACAUCCAGCUAAUCCCAUGGCUUUGCUUACUCUACCUGAUUUCCUUCUUGGAUCGAACCAAUAUUGGAAACGCCAAGAUCGACGGGCUUCAAGAAGACUUGGACCUGACCAACAACGAAUACAAUGAUACCUUGACCAUCUUCUUCAUCUCGUAUUCGCUGUUCGAGCCUCUGACACAGAUUUUGUUGAAACGAUUCCGGCCCUCUAUUUUCCUCCCUACGAUCAUGAUUCUAUGGGGUAUCUGUAUGACCACAAUGGGUCUCGUUCACAACUUUUCCGGUCUCAUGGCAGCGCGAUGGUUCCUCGGUUUAACUGAAGCUGGCCUUUUCCCUGGCGUCAAUUACUACCUAUCCUGUUGGUACAAGCGCUCUGAGUUCGGUAUUCGAGCGGCCGUCUUCUUCUCGGCGGCAGCCCUCGCUGGUUCAUUUGGCGGCUUGUUAGCUGCAGCUAUUGUCCAGAUGGAUGGCGUCGGAGGCAAGCCGGGCUGGGCAUGGAUCUUUAUCCUUGAAGGUCUUGCAACGAUCAUCGUCCACGACUUCCCCGACGAAGCCAAAUUUCUCAGUGACGAUGAUCGGCGUCGAGUGAUCCGGCGCCUAAAACUUGACAAACAAUCCAGCGCCGAGCAUGAAGAAUUCAGGAUGCAGUAUUUCUGGGCCGCGACCAAAGACUGGAAGACCUGGACUGGUGCCCUUAUAUAUAUGGGCUGUGACGGCGCGCUCUAUGCAUUUUCUCUCUUUUUGCCCACAAUUAUUCAGCAAAUGGGUUACAAGAGUAUACACGCGCAAUUGCUUAGCGUGCCACCUUAUGCUGUGGCCGCGGUGGUUACGAUUACUGUCGGGUUUGUUGCGGAUCGGACCGGGAAGAGAGGCUACUGCAAUAUGGUCAUGUCCUUGUUCGGCAUAGUAGGUUUCGCCAUGCUUCUGGGCUCGGGAGUACCGCACGUUCAAUACGCGGGCACUUUCUUGGGCGCCAUGGGAAUAUAUCCGUGCAUUCCGAAUACGAUCACUUGGACGGCGAACAACGUCGAAGGGGUAUACAAACGAGGAAUUGCCUUGGGUUUCGUAAUUGGAUGGGGUAACCUGAACGGAAUCAUGUCUAGCAACGUCUACCGUGCAGAAGACAAGCCGCGAUUCAAGCCAGGCCACGCCGUGGUUCUCGUCUACGAAGCUCUCUUUCUUCUAGGCGGCAGCAUCCUUCAGCAUAUCCUAUUGAGAAGAGAGAAUGCCAAGCGCAGGGCGGGCGAAAGAGAUGUGUGGAUACAGGGCAAGAACGAGGAGGAGAUUGAUAAGUUAGGGGACCUGAGGCCAGAUUUCAUCUACACUCUUUAA
Messenger RNA from Fonsecaea monophora, 1503 nucleotides. RefSeq lists its product as hypothetical. Gene Ontology annotation, biological process: transmembrane transport. The transcript is spliced from 7 exons. The coding region runs from base 1 to 1503 and encodes 500 amino acids. Lineage: Eukaryota; Fungi; Ascomycota; Eurotiomycetes; Chaetothyriales; Herpotrichiellaceae. The record is from RefSeq and is a predicted model, not a curated record. Gene Ontology annotation, cellular component: membrane. Gene Ontology annotation, molecular function: transmembrane transporter activity.